Molecule: messenger RNA, 4494 nt
Organism: Trichechus manatus latirostris (Florida manatee)
Lineage: Eukaryota; Metazoa; Chordata; Mammalia; Sirenia; Trichechidae
Gene: PCYOX1
Product: prenylcysteine oxidase 1
Exons: 6
Coding region: 56-1573 (505 amino acids)
Biological process (GO): prenylcysteine catabolic process; prenylated protein catabolic process
Molecular function (GO): prenylcysteine oxidase activity
Source: RefSeq, a predicted model, not a curated record
CAGAGUGGGGCUCACUGUCGGGCGCGUGGGGCGGAUUGCUGCGCUCGGGGAGGACAUGGGGCGAACCAUUGCAGAGCUGGUCUCGUCGCUUCUAGGGCUGUGGCUGCUGCUCUGUAGCUGGGGGUGCCCCGGGAGCGCCGAGCCGCGGGCCCCGCCGGAUAAGAUCGCGAUUAUUGGAGCUGGAAUUGGUGGCACUUCAGCAGCCUAUUAUCUACGGCAGAAAUUUGGGAAUGAUGUGAAGAUUGACAUGUUUGAAAGAGGAGAGGUGGGCGGCCGUUUGGCCACCAUGACUGUGGAGGGGCAAGAAUACGAGGCAGGAGGUUCUGUCAUCCACCCUUUAAAUCUGCACAUGAAGCGUUUUGUCAAGGACCUGGGUCUCUCUGCUGUAAAGGUCUCUGGUGGCCUAAUGGGGGUGUAUGACGGAGAGAAACUGGUGUUUGAGGAGAGCCCCUGGUUUAUAGUUAACAUGAUUAAACUAGUUUGGUACUAUGGAUUUCAGUUCCUCCGAAUGCACAUGUGGGUAGAGGACAUAUUAGAUAAGUUCAUGAGGAUCUACCGCUACCAAUCUCAUGACUAUGCCUUCAGUAGUGUAGAGAAGUUACUGCAUGCUCUAGGAGGGGACGACUUACUUGGAAUGCUGAACCGAACACUUCUUGAAACCCUGGAGAAAGCAGGCUUCUCUGAGAAAUUCCUCAAUGAAAUUGUUACUCCUGUCAUGAGGGUUAAUUAUGGCCAAAACAUGAGCAUCGGUAGCUUUGUGGGGGCAGUGUCAUUGGCUGGUGCUGAAUCUGGCCUUUGGUCAGUAGAAGGUGGCAAUAAACUUGUUUGCUCAGGGCUCCUUCAGGCUUCCAAAGGCAAUCUUAUAUCUGGCUCAGUAAUGUACAUAGAGGAGAAAACAAGGACCAAGCAGACAGGAAAUCCCACCAAGAUGUAUGAAGUGGUCUACCAAACUGGAUCAGAGACCCAUUCAGACUUCUAUGACAUUGUCUUGGUGGCUACUCCACUGAAUCGAAAAAUGUCCAAUAUAACUUUUCUCAACUUUGAUCCUCCAAUCAAGGAAUUCCAUCAGUACUACCAACAUAUAGUGACAACUUUAGUUAAAGGACAAUUGAAUACAACUAUCUUUACCUCUAGAGCCUUAGAUAAAUUUGAUCUUACUGCAGUCUUAACCACUGAUAAUCCAGAUCUGUUCAUUAACAGCAUUGGGAUUGUGUCCCCUGUAAGAGAAAAGGAUAAUCCUGAACCAUCCACAGAUGGGACACAUGUUUGGAAGAUCUUUUCCCAAGACACUCUUACUAAAGAGCAAAUUUUAAAGCUCUUUUUGUCUUAUGAUUAUGCUGUGAAAAAUCCAUGGCUUGCAUAUCCUCAGUAUAAGCCUACAGAGAAAUGCCCCUCCAUCAUACUCCAUGAUCGACUUUAUUACCUCAAUGGCAUGGAGUAUGCAGCAAGUGCCAUGGAAAUGAGUGCCAUUGCAGCCCACAAUGCCGCUCUCCUGGCCUAUCACCGCUGGAAUGGGCACACAGACAUGAUUGACCAGGAGGGCUUAUAUGAAAAACUUAAGACUGAACUAUGAGUAACAUCCUUUUUUCCCUUUCUAGUUCCAAAUGGGUUAUCAUUAGCAAAAAAGAACAAAAUCUGAGCAGAGAUGAUUUUGAGUCAGAUAUUUUGCCACUAUCAUUGUUUAACAAAAGUAAUCGCUGUGGAUCAUGAGAAAAUACAAAGUUCUAAUUAAGCAGGAAGGCAUAACUUGCACUUAUGCCAUCUCCAGAAUUUCCCCACUCCUCUUUCAGUCUCCAUUAGCAGUGUUUUUCAAAUUUCUCUGAUCAUAAGAAUCAUUUGGUGUUUGUUAAACAUACAGCUUCUCAAGCUCCUCCCUUGGUGAUUCUGAUUUAGUUGGCCUAGGGGUGUUGUUGUUGUUGCUGGGUCCAUGGGGUCGGUUCUGACUCAUAGCAACCCCAUGUAUAAAAAAAUGAAAGACUAAACAUUGCCUAGUCCUGUGCCAUCACAAUCAUUGCUAUGUUUGAGCCCACUGUUGUAGCCACUGUGUCAAUCCAGGGCCUAGGGGUAGGGCCCUGGAUUUUGAGUAAGAUCUUAGAGCAUUUUAAACUAACACCUGAGGAAGAACUAGUGGCCAGACUUAACCUCCUUGUUGAGGACUGGGUCAUUUGAGCUUCACAGCCGGGCAUGAUUUUCAGUCAGAUCAAAACUACUAUGAGAGCUGGUGUCUUUGCUUGGCAUUAGUAAUUUAUACCCUUUUUUCACAGUAGAUGUGCCCAUGCCCAAAGCUUUGACCUUCAGAAUGUUACCUUUUGAUUUCUUCUGUCCCAGUUUUAUUAGGGGUGAAAUUUAGAAGUCUUAGUAGUACAACCUUAAGAUGUCAUACAAGUCUCAAGUAAAAUGAAAAGCAAAUAUGGGUUACUGACUUAAGAAAUUGGCAUUCUGUUAUCAAACCCUCACCUGAACUUUAAAAAAUACUGAUGCCCACCACCAGAGAUUCUGUCUUCAUGGACUGGGGACAGGGCCUUUGCACUGUAGUUUUUUAAAGUUCUAAGGUGGUUCUAGUGUGUAGCCAGGGUUGAGAAUAAUCGAUGUAAAAAUCUGACAGUGGACCUAAACUACUGGGUCAACUAUAGGUAAAAUACUUCCUGUACAAGAAGGGAUUGAUGUCUACAAAAGGUUUUUAGUACCUUAAAUGUCCUAAGAAAUCCAAUCCGUUAUCAAAGCAGAUCCUUUUUGCAAAGAAAAUUUCUUUAGUGAAAGCUCUAGUAGUCUUAAUAGUUAAGUAGCAUUGACAGUCUCUAACAGCAGAGGCAACUUAGGUAACUCCAGGGUGGGAUAGUGAGAAUAACACCAAACUUCACCAAAUCCAGAAUGUUCAAAGUGUGUUUCUAAAGCUACUGCAGCAUUCCAGGUGAGAAACUGGUUGUUGAAAUCUCACUUUAAGGCAGUAGUCCUCAACCUUGGCUGCACCCUGAAAUCACCUGAAGAUGAUUUAAAUCUUCCCAAGUGAUUCUAAUAUGCAGUCAAACUGGAGAACCAGUUCUACAUCUGCGAUACAAAGAUCAGGAAUGACUGUCCUUAUAGCCACCAGUAGCACAGAAGAAGCAAAAGCCUGUAAAUUAUAACACUCAAUGCAAUCAAGUUAGCAGAAGUCCAUCACCAGGUUAUGGCAGUAGCUAUUUUAGCAAAAUGGUCUAAGAGAACAUUGAUGCAUAGUGUAAACAACUCCUUCCCUAGUACAGCUGUACAUAUUAAUAUGCUGAUAAAACUGCCAAGAUAAGAUAUAUUGUUUGACAUACAGGCAGCAGUUAAACCCAUGGUUUGUUAAAGGGUGAGCUUUUUAAAAAUUUUAUUCUUAACAAGUAUGUUAAGAAGUAUUCAUGCUUUUCUCCCUUUUGUGGUUUUACUGAAGACAUGUAUAUACUAAAAGAUUGGCAAAUACUAAUAAUAGCUAAGAUAAUUUACUUUUUGUCACUGGUAGACGUGUUUGGCAAUGGGAUAUAUUUUUACUUAGGAUACCAAUGUGGGUAUAUCAAAUCUAUGCUGAUUACGUUUUCCAACAGGAUAUCUGAAAUUGCUUCUUCAAAGAGCAAAACAGGUAUCCCCUCAGACCUAUUAAAGAGUUUUAAUACGAUUAUAGUAUUAAAGAAUUUUUUUAUUGGAGAAAAAUACUAUCAGAGUCUGCUACUGCAAGAGAACCAUCUAGUCAUCUUUUUACAGAAGAGCCUCGUAAAAAUUAUGCAGGGGCUGAAUGAAACUAGCUCUACUCCAGUGGUUCUACUUGAGCCUUCAUCAGAAUCACCUGAAGAGCUUGUUAAAUUAACAGAUCGCUGGACUCCACCCCCAGAAUUUCUUUCAAUAGGUUUGGAGUGGGACACAAAAUUAAUGUUCCUAAGUGAUGUUGCUAGUUUAGGAACCACACCUCUACAACUCAGCUUUAUGUGGCUGCAAAAAAUGCAAAUAUAUCAUGUCAAUGAAGAUUAAAUUAAAAUGAAGUGCUGGAGAAGAAUGGAAAAAUAGAAAUACAUUGGACUUCACACCAACUCUCAUUAAGUUUGAACUCUCCAGCUUUUCUGCAAAUAGGAAGUACCAUUUUAGAGAUACAUAUAAGCUACUGUGUUCCAUGUUUUAAAAGUACCUUACAUACUCACCUGUGUAUACGCCAUUCUCUACAGUUUCAAAGUGAUUCAAGAUUUACAGGCUUUUUAGCGGACUACAAAAAUAGGCCUAAGCAUUUGCUUGGGAGAUUUCUUAAGGUUAUGUUUAUAACCAUCUGUAAUAUAUCCCUGAUCUCAUUUUGUGAGCCGUAAAAUACAACUCAUGAACUAGAAGAAUAUAUUAUGGGCAGCAUUCUCACUACCCUCUCUACUCCAUGAAGAAUGAAUGGCAAGACACUGUAAUGUUUUUCUCUGGAAUGGAUCCUGUUUCUACCCUUGUAUUAAAAAAAAAAUUCCCACUUAAUGAUUACAUUCAAAAUAAACAACUACAUUACUU